CUCAUCUUUACAGUUCACAUGACAAAAUUUUCAUAACUGAUAACCUCUGCUCUCUGUACUUUGUUAAUCUGUUUCUUCUCUCCUUUUUAUUUGAUAUUUGAUUCGAUUUCUUUCUCGAGUUUCCGGACCCAUUUUGAGCACGGAGAAAUGGAAAUUUCGGUGAUUAACAGGAUAAGCGAUUUAGAGGUGGGGUUAAACUCUUUGCCCGACCCGUCCUUCGUUUCCCAGCUUUUUGCUCUUCCUGGGACUGAGAAAAUCUACCAGGGUUACAAUUUUUGGAAAUGGGGCGCUUUGAUUCUUGCCCUGCUCGCCUCCUUCACAACCAUUGUCAACAGAAUCAAGAUCUUGAUUGUGAGAUUAAAGCACCGCAGUUCUCUGCCCUCACCGGUGCUCCUCCAGAACACUGAUUUCGACACCGAGACGGACACCUCAUGCUACUCGUCAUCCGAUGAUGAACAGGAGAAGGAUACAGCAUCCACAUCCCGGGACUGGCGAUGGGUCGAUGAGAAUUUUCAGGUGAGAGGAUCAUCUCACGUCAUUGACGACCGGGGGCAGAAACGUCUUUUUACUCUUCGGAGACGAUGCGGCAGUAUUGGAGAUCUGUUUUCAUUGUCGGAGCUCGUGGCCGGCGGGAAGAGCGUCGUGAAGCUCUGGGAUAAUCUUGGGUUGCGGUUUGGGUUGGACUUUGACGACGGCGAUGAAACCGAUGGUUUCAAUCUUUACGAUCUUAACCAGGAGACAAAAAUCUCGUCUUUUCCUCUCGAUAAGUGUGGGGUCCAGGCCGUUUCACACUCAUCAUCCCCGGCGGUUGUCGUGUCUGCGGGUGCCAAUUUGUCCGGGAAGGUCUCGCUCAGCGCUUGGGACACGCGUCUGCCGCCUCAGGCAUCAGCCAUCCUCGCGGAGUGGCAGCCCAAGAGCCCGGCGGAGAAAAUCGCCGCAGUCAAUGCCGGAAGGAUGGAGAAGGUGUACGUGGAGGAUGACGUUACCGGAGAGUUAACCGUCGGUGACAUGAGGAAAGUGAGCUCACCGUUAGGGAAUGCAACGGAAUCCUCCAACUUGGACACUUGGUGGGACACAGAUGCGGUGAUCGUUUCCGACGAGUCAAGUUAACGAGUUGAUGACACGACUCAGUCAAGCGGUAAAGGAUUGGAUUGUGUCGUUGGAAUUUGGAAAACAAUGAUUUGGGAAACAUGGUCAUAAUGUUGGGCAAAGGAGAAGCCUUUGUAAAUAUUAUUUAUUUCUUACGUGCCUUGUAUUUACCCAAUUUGGUUGCGUGUCUUGUGAUUUGUUUUACCCGAGCCCCUUGCUUUCUGGUGAAAAUAGUAAUUAGCAAGGAAAUUGUGAGCAUUUUCCAAGUUAAUCCAUCAGAUUAAUAAGGAAGAUGGAUUGGCUUCGAUUGGGAGUAUUCUAUACAAGACUUUUUUAUUAUGCAACACAUUAUAUAAAAAAGAAAAUUUAUU
Molecule: messenger RNA, 1460 nt
Organism: Rubroshorea leprosula
Lineage: Eukaryota; Viridiplantae; Streptophyta; Magnoliopsida; Malvales; Dipterocarpaceae
Source: the annotation of a GenBank genome assembly